Molecule: messenger RNA, 1391 nt
Organism: Zingiber officinale
Lineage: Eukaryota; Viridiplantae; Streptophyta; Magnoliopsida; Zingiberales; Zingiberaceae
Product: purine permease 3-like
Exons: 3
Coding region: 147-1328 (393 amino acids)
Cellular component (GO): membrane
Molecular function (GO): purine nucleoside transmembrane transporter activity
Source: RefSeq, a predicted model, not a curated record
CUCUACAAAGAAAAGCUUGACCCGUUGACAUACACUUGUUUACUUUACUUCGUCGUUAUCUGCUGCAACCUGUUUACUUCUUCGUUAUCCCUUUGAAGGAGAGAAGGGCAAGUGACAAACAUAAGGGCCUUUUUUUAUCUCCACUGAUGCGGCCGCACCUCAACUUGUUCUGGUUCCCUAUCGUGAUUCACAAGACGACGCACGCAGCGGCGAACGCCUCGAUCGCCAUGGACGUCGAAGGUCGGGACAAUGGCGCCGCCGCCUCGGCUGAUCCACCUCCCGCCACCAUGAGCAAAUCCUUGAAGCGCGCACUCGUCGCCCUCAACUGCGUCCUCAUGGCGCUCGGCAACACCGGCGGGCCCCUCAUCUCCCGCCUCUACUUCCGCGGAGGCGGUCACCGGCAGUGGCUCGCUAGCUGGCUGGAGACCGGUGGGUGGCCCCUUCUUCUCCUCCCCCUCAUCUUCUCUUACCGCUACCGCAGCCGCCGCUCUCCGACGAAGCCCAAGUUGUUCUUCCUCACGCCGCGCAUCUUCCUCGCCUCCGCCGUCCUCGGCCUCCUCACCGGCCUCGACGACUUCCUCUACGCCUACGGCCUCGCCUUCCUCCCAGUCUCCACCUCCGCCCUCCUUAUCUCGACCCAGCUCGCCUUCACUGCCUUCUUCGCCUUCCUCAUCGUGCGCCAGCGCUUCACCGCCUACUCCAUCAACGCGGUGGCGCUGCUCACGGUGGGCGCCGUCAUGCUGGGACUCCACGCUAGCUCCGACCGUCCCGCCGGUGUGAGCCAAGCCGGGUACUACCGCGGGUUCGUGCUCACCCUGGGGGCGGCGGCACUCUACGGCCUCGUCCUCCCGCUGGUGGAGCUCGUCUACGCCAAGGCGGAACAGACCAUCACCUACACCCUCGUCAUGGAGAUGCAGCUCGUCAUUAGUUUCUUCGCCACCGCCUUCUGCACCGUCGGCAUGAUCGUCAACAACGAUUUCCAGGCAAUUCCGAGAGAAGCGAGGCACUUCGAUCUCGGCGAGGUGAGAUACUACGUGGUCCUGGUCUGGUCCGCCAUCUUCUGGCAGUUCUUCUUCCUCGGCACCGUCGGAGUCAUCUUCUGCGUCAACACGCUCCUCGCCGGAAUCCUCAUCGCCGUCUUCAUUCCCAUCACCGAGGUGCUCGCCGCCAUCUUCUACCACGAGAAGUUCACGAGCCAGAAGGUGGUCGCCCUCUUGCUCUCCCUCUGGGGCCUGGCUUCUUAUUCUUACGGAGAAUACACGGAACAGAAGGAGAAGAAGAGCAAGAAGAAACAAAACUCCAUCACUGUUAGUGAUCAAGCUCCAUGAUCGAUGCUAACUAGAUUGUUCUGUGUUGUGCGCUUAAUAAAAAUGUUUUUCUAUCCAUGAAAA